Messenger RNA from Phycomyces blakesleeanus NRRL 1555(-), 612 nucleotides. RefSeq lists its product as hypothetical. Gene Ontology annotation, molecular function: protein phosphatase inhibitor activity. The coding region runs from base 31 to 384 and encodes 117 amino acids. The record is from RefSeq and is a predicted model, not a curated record. The transcript is spliced from 3 exons. Gene Ontology annotation, cellular component: cytoplasm. NCBI's taxonomy places the organism in Eukaryota, Fungi, Mucoromycota, Mucoromycetes, Mucorales, Phycomycetaceae.
UUUGCUUCAUUGCACCACUCAUUGAACACUAUGAACCCUGCACAAGCGAAUAAGGUUGACUUGAGUCAAUUGACUGAACAAGAACAAAAAUUGUUCCGCAUGUACGGAAAGUUGCCCGACCGCAAAGAUUUACUAGGACACAAGCUCAAGGAACGCAAGUACUUUGACUCGGGUGAUUACGCGCUUUCCAAGGCUGGAAAGGAACCUCUUGCAAUUGGAUCCGAGCACCCUUCACCAGAUUCUAUUCCCCACACUUCCCCUAGUAACAACAACUUUGUUACCAGCCCAGUCAGAGAAAGUCCUCUAGCUCCUGAAUCCAAGGCCGCAAAGGAAGAGGAAGAAGAGGAAGAAGAAGAUGAAAAGGAAAAGGAGAAGACACAUUAAGUUCUAUUUGCAAAUAUAUAUAUACAUAUAUAUAUUAUAACCAACCAUCGCCACAAAAAAAAGAAAAAACAAAAGACAAUGCAGGAUAUUAAUACAAAGAAGAAUGCUAAAAAGAUCAAAACCGAAAUCAAAACCGAAAUCAAAAUCAAGAACAAGAACGACAAUAAUAAUAAUAAUAAUAAUAUCAAUAAUAAGAAUAUAACUACAUGGUUGUGCUUCAUAUGGUUG